Paramecium pentaurelia is the source of this 890-nucleotide messenger RNA. NCBI's taxonomy places the organism in Eukaryota, Ciliophora, Oligohymenophorea, Peniculida, Parameciidae. The record is from the annotation of a GenBank genome assembly.
AUGUCUGAUUACGAUAACUAAAUAAAUGGAGAUAAUGAUGAUAACGAUAAUAUGGUUAAUAAUUCUUAAGAGAAGGAAGAAUAAGAAAAAAAGGAAUAUUUCAAAGAACUUGUUGUUAGAUUAAAAGAAGUGUAGGCAAAAAUUAAGUAAACUAAGACUGAUAUUGAAAAUGAGAAAUAAGUAUUAAAUAUUAAGUGAUUAGAAAUUAGUUAAGAUAAGAUGCUGCAAUCAAAUUAGAAGAAAAAAGAGAACAUAUCAAAAAACUCUUGAUUAAAUAAAAUUAAACAACAACUGAUGUAUAUUUUCUAAUAUUCAAUAGAAAGUUGAAGCAUUGAUUAGAGACACACUUGAAAAUCUUGUUUAACAGACUUUAUAAAAAUAAUAAGAACUUAGAGAUCUUAAAGAAAGCGAAAAAGAGAGAUCUUUUUUAAAUUAUGAAUUAGAAUUACAAUUUAGAAAUUUAAGGUGUUAUUUUAUUUAAUUAAAAUAGAAAAUAUGUCAGUGAUGUUAGAUAAGAAUUGCAAGAAAGUGAUUAGCAUGCUUAAAAAUUAAAAAUAUAAAUAUAAAAAUAAACUAAUACUAAUUUACUCUUAAGAACUGAUGUUGAUGAAAAAUCAUAAAAGAUAUAAUAAUUAAAAUAAGAGGCUUAAUAAUUAAGAGCAACAAUAUAAAAUUUAAAUGAUGUUAAAAAGGUUAUCAAUAGAGUUUCAGAUUAAGAAUAAAUUAUUAUUGAAAGUAAUGUACAGAAAAAACCUAGAAAUUCUUAGAAUAAUAAGUCUGCCUCUUAAUAAAGAGUAAAUUAUAAUACGCAUGAUGUUGAUGAUAACUUUUGGUAUGGUGAAAAGUAAUUAAAACUACCAUCAGUUCAAUCAACCAGAAAAAAAUAAUGA